CGCCCUAUCAGCGGCGGCAGCCGGGCCCUGCUCGGCAGGAGGCCACGCCCCUUUAGAACGUUCAGCGGUUUUGAUACAUUUUCAGGUUCCAUUGAGAAAAACACGCGCGCGCGCCCGCCCGCCCGCGCUCCCUCCCAAGCCUCCUUCGGGAAUCGGAGGCAGCGGGAGCCGGGACCGAAGAGGGAGCAGCAGCAGCAACAGCCGCCGCUCGGUGACCGGGUCGCCAACAGGGGACGUCGCAGGAGGGAAGGAGCAGGCGGCGAGGGCGAGGAGGGCAACGACGGGGCCGCCGGGCGAGCAGCCCUCCUGCCGGCCAGCUCGCCCGCCGCCCAGCCCUGGGAGCGCCGCGUGGGCAUGAGAGCCGCCGCGCGCCGGCCGCCCCCCGCCGACCUGCCUCUACAGCCGCCGCCGCCGCCGGAGGGAGACGCCGCCGCCCCGCGAUGUCCAGGAGGAAGCAGAGCACGCCCCGGCAGAUCAAACGCACUUUUGGUGAGAUGGAGGAAGGGGACGAAACUCCUUUGGAGGACCACAGCCUUUCAGAAAAGGAGGGAGGGGCUUCUGACCACGAAGGCUCCGUGGAAGGCGAGUUGUCCGGCUCCCCUUGCAGCGAAAAGGCUGAGCUCAAAGAGAAUUUGGAGAGUCCAAAGGAGCCUGAUAAGCAAGAGGUUCCAGAAAAGCCCCAGGAGCCGAAGCUAUGGAACGGGCCAGCCAAACCCACCUGUGACCCUGAUGCUGGAAGAUGACAGUUGCUGGCUGUCAAAGCUGCCUUUGGUUUCUGGAGAAGGCGAUGCCAAUUCAGUGAUCUACAAGAAGGAUGAUUUCAUCUGGUGCAAAACCACAAAAGCCAUCUCCGAAGGGGACGCACUGAGCGCUUUUGUCAUGGCUGAGCCGAAGGGGAUCCCCAACCACACCGUGAAGACUGAGCCCGGGGGGUCUUCAUACCCAGCGGCUCUGGCCCCCGAAAUCCAGCUUCUGCCACAGCAAGCAGGCAUGGCAGCCAUCUUAGCCACAGCGGUUGUGAACAAGGAUGUUUUUCCCUGCAAGGACUGUGGCAUCUGGUACCGGAGCGAGCGGAACUUGCAGGCCCAUUUGACGUACUAUUGCGCCAGCCGUCAGAACGCCACAUCGCCCACGGUAGACGAGAAGCCCAAGGAGGCCUAUCCGAAUGAGCGCAUCUGCCCCUUCCCACAGUGUAAAAAGAGCUGUCCCAGCGCCAGUUCCUUGGAGAUCCACAUGCGGAGCCACAGUGGAGAGAGGCCAUUUGUUUGCCUCAUCUGCCACUCCGCCUUCACCACCAAAGCCAACUGUGAGCGCCACCUGAAGGUCCACACAGACACACUGAACGGCAUCUGCCACAGCUGCGGUUUCAUCUCCACCACCAGGGACAUCCUCUACAGUCACCUGGUCACAAAUCAUAUGAUCUGCCAGCCAGGCUCCAAGGGGGAGGUCUAUUCCCAAGGCACUGCCAUUCCUGGCCCUGCCGCCAAACCACUUGCCCCAGGUUUGAGCACGCCAGGCCCAAUCUCUGCCUUUAAGUGCAGCUUCUGUGGCUAUGCGGCCGAUUCCUUGCCUAGCCUCCAACAGCAUGUGGUUUUGCACAGCGCUGCCGUACUGCCAGGCUUAGAGCCCAAAGUUGCCCAGAACCAGCCAGAUGCCCCUGCCAAACCAGCGAUUCAGGGCAUGGCCGCAUCUCCUGCAGAGGAAGCAGUGAAUGGCUCCCCUCCCCGAGAAAGAGGCUCUUCUGCCAUGCUGGUUGAUGGGGUGCCGCCGGUGCGGAUCAAGGAGGAGCCUGUUGAUGAAGGGGAAGUCCUCAAGGGCACCUCCCAGGCAGUGACAGCUGCUGGUCCUGAGCAGGAGCCAGACCCCUCCUCUCCACACAGCCUGCAUUCUGUGAAGGUGAAGUCUGAGAUUGCCAGCCCCACGCCUGGCUCCAGCCCAGUGCCACGUGAGCCUGGCUCCAGCACGCCUGGCGGCACGAUCUUUCUGCCCCAGUACAUGUUUGGCCACGAGGCCACGGUGGUGCCACAAGCCUCGGAGAUCCUGGCCAAGAUGUCGGAACUGGUCCACAGCCGCCUGAAGCAAGGCCACGCAGCAGUGCCACCUGUCCUCUUUCCAGGCACUCCGGUGCCCAAGGGUGCCACCUGCUUUGAGUGUGAGAUCACCUUCAACAACAUCAACAACUACUAUGUCCACAAGCGGCUGUACUGCUCCAGCCGCCGUGUGGCGGAAGAGAGCCCCGCCGGCCCUCACAAGCUGAAGGCGGCUCCCUCGGCCACCCCCAAAGGCCCACCCGCACCUGGGGACCUCCUCUCACCCCCGCUGCCUGGAGAUAGCAAGGCGAUGCAGGAGGGGGAGGCUGAGGGGGGUACCAGCCCGCUUGGGGUCUCAGAGGUCAAGCAAGAGAUCAAGGUGGAGGAGGGCGGAGCUAAAGCAAGCCCCUCCCCUGAGGCUGAUGGGGCAGGGCGCCUCAGUGAGGACAGCCGGAGCCCUGGGGGCAGCUCCGUAGAGGAGCCCGAUGACGACCCCAGCAGGACAGUGUGCGAAGCCUGCAACAUCCGCUUCAGCCGCCACGAGACGUACAUGGUGCACAAGCGCUAUUACUGUGCCUCCCGCCAUGACCCGCCAUUGCGCCGGACCGGCACAGCUGGCAAAGUGCCCUUCCUCCCCCAGCCGAUCCGCACCCGCAAGCGGCGCAAGCUGUACGAGAUCCACAACGCCACCACCCAACUCAGCAGGGCCCCCGAUGUCCCAAACCCCGAAGUGACCCCCGCAGUCCCAGCUCUCAUUUCCGUGGUCAAGACGGCCCCCUCGCCUAGCUCAAGCCCUGAUGCGGAUGGCCCCAUUGACCUGAGCAAGAAACCCCGCCUCCAUGGUGGGGCAGAAGUGCUCCCAGCCUCCCUUCUGCCUCUGGCGGACUAUCACGAGUGCACGGCCUGCCGCAUCAGCUUUCACAGCCUGGACAGCUACCUGGCCCACAAGAAGUACUACUGCCCGGCCACGCCCUUGCAGCCCAGCACGCUGGAGCAGCUCCAGAAGAUCAAGGGAGCCGUCCCUGCCCUUCUGAAACCGCAGGGCAGCCCCGAAGGGCCGAGCGAUGAACCCGAAGGGGUGCCGGUCAAAGUGGAGAAGGUGGUCCCUUCCUUGAGCCCUGCGGCACCCCCGGCCACCUUUCCUGGCGUGGACUCCCUUCAGCAGCGCUACUUGGAUGCCAAAGCCCUGCACCUCCAAGGUGCCAAGGUGCCCCUGGCGGUGUGCCCCUAUUGCCCGCUCAAUGGGGCCAUUAAGGGGGACUUAGUGGAGCACUUCCGCAACGCCCACGGCCUCUUUGUUGCCAAAACGGUGGCUGGUGCCACAUUGGUAGAGGCCACCCGGACGCUGGCCGAGGGCAGCCUGCUGCCCCCUGCCUCCCCGCCCCAGCCCCUCCCCAGGCUGCGUAAGGACAGCUUCAACGGCAAGGAGGCACCCACCCCUUCCGUGUCUAAUGGGAGUCCACGCCUGACAGUUUCCCCCCAACCUCUUCUCCCUGUCUCCCCUUCCAUCCCCUUGACCAUCUCCCCCUUGCCCGAGGCAACCCCCAGCGCACCCCCCGGGUACACGGACAAAAGUGUGCAGACCCCGCUUGGGAAAGGGCCUCCUGCCCCCAUCGCCAACGGCAACCACAGGUACUGCCGCCUGUGCAACAUCAAGUUCAGCAGCCUGUCAACCUUCAUUGCCCACAAAAAGUACUACUGCUCCUCCCACGCUGCCGAACACGUCAAGUAGUGCCUGGUCUGAGCCUGCGUCGUGUCCGCCUGCCCGGAAGCACUGCCUCUGGCUGCUCCUAGCUGGCUGUGGGCUUGGGAGCAUCCCGUCAAGAUGGACUCUUCUGCCGCUGAGAGCUUUCUGGGCCCUCAGCUGUGGAACUGGGGAAGGGUUGCCUUUGCACGAGGGGAAGGGGCUCUCCCUUCGGCACUAGUGGAGCCCCAGAGAGAGACAGCCAAGUUGCAUGCAGGGACGGGGAGGCAUUGAUGGCCCUCUGGAUGUUCAGCAGGUUGGAGGAAGGUGUGGGGAGGUCUCCCUUACAAGGCUCACCAGCGAAGCCCCUCCUCUCCUUCCUGCCCCUGAUGAGAAUUCAGGUAUCAUUCUUGCGCGCACACCCCACGCACACUUUUUCAUCUGGGGAGUGGGAGGACAGCUUGGGGGGGAAGCUCCUCUCCUGCUGUUCUCCAGCCUGACUUGUCAAGAGUUAAUUGACCCGGAACCGUAGCGGUUGUAGGAUGUCCGAAUGGGCGGCAGCUGCACCAGUGACAUCCUGGGGCAAAUUGCCAGGUCACCAGCUUCUGAAUGGGAGCCUCCCUCCAGCCCCGGUCAAUCCCUGCGGUGGCUCCUUUGUUUUGGCAGAGUGUCAGAGGCCCCUGUGGCCUCGCUCCUCUGCGUUCCUCCCAAGUUCUGGUGACUUUUCACCAUCAGCUGUGUUCUUGUAAAGUUUAGGCCCCUCCCAUUUCCAGAGAGAUGCUCUAACCAAGUGCAAGAGGCAUCUGUGACCUGUUUGUCAGGGCUCCAUUCUUCAGCCAGGGCUCAUGGCAGCAGCUUUUCUCCCUCCUUUUUUCUUUUUCUUUUGGAGUAUGAAGUCAAAAUGAUGAAGCAGCUACUCCUGAGCAUGUACAGAGUACAUAUUCCUCAGCCAAAAGUAAACUGCUGUGCGCCCGGGAGCAGGGGUUCUAAGAGAGAGAAAGGUUGUGACUGCUUAGAAACAAGUUUGCAAAGAUCUCCAGCGGAGUACAGGGGUUUUGGUGCAAAACAAGAAGCUACCAUAAAUAUUGAUAAUGAUGAGUUUUCUCCCUUAUUCUUUCGCUUGUUGGAAUGUUUUCACAAAGGUCAGAUUUAUCUCUCACCGUUGUUUAAAAUUACUUCCUGAAAUAAAGUUGUUUUCUCUUUAAAAUGGAGUGUGAAAUGCAAAUCUGACCCCCUUUUGUGGGGAAACGGGCAGAGGAGAACCGCUGUCCCUCCAAAAGGACUGAGCUUUUCCCCUUCUGCCACCUGCCUCAUUUUCCAUCUCUCUUCUUCUUUUUGGCCCCUUGACUCCUCCAGUCUGUCCCCUAAGCUCACUUUCUGCCCCGAACCCUCCAGCUCACAACAAGACUCCAAAGACUGCCAAAGCGGGCCAAAAAUCCCCAAACUAUUCUUUUCUGGGCACCCAUAACGAAUUUCACAUCAAAAAGCUCCUAAACCUUUCUUUUUUUUUAGAAACCCGUAAGGAAUUUGGGCAAACCAGCAGAUAGCAAACCACUUUCUCUCUCCCUGCCGCUCUGCACUGUCACCUUUCAUCAGCCUAGUGGCUUGUGAGAGGUGAGAGAGGACACACUCAGCAGUGAAGGAACUAUUCUCUGUGUAUGCUCAAGAGAGACCCUGAUUUUGUGACAUCCCUUGAUGUCUGAAAAACUUUUGGGGCUAAACAGUGGGUCAGAGAAGCUGUUACUGAUGCCGUCAGCAACAUCUAGCUAUUGGGCACAUUGUUUUUCCAUCGGAUGGGUCCCCACAUCCUUCCAGGGUGGUGGUGAGGGGGCAUCACAUGCCCCACCGCUGAUGGAUGCAGCGUCCCUGGAGUUUGCAAGGGAGGGAUUGCUGGGAGUGGCUGGUGAUGGUGGAAUGAUAUGCAGGCAUCUGGUGUGUCCUGAAAGCAACCGGCUUAGCUUGUGUAGCUGUCUAUCGAGAGAGAGAGAGAGAGAGAGCUUUGCCAACUGCACCAGAAAGGCUCACAGCCCAACUAAUGCACCUGGGUUUAAUUCCACUUUGGUGGACAUACAGUAUAUACUCAGUGGUGUUGUGCAAAGAGUAGGGCUGGGCUGCAGUUCACUGACCAGAUGGAAAGCUCCUUUGUGGGACAGCCAUGCUCAUCCCAGAACUCUUCCCACCCACCCACCUGUUUUGUCUUGGGAGAAGAGUUCUCUGUUGGCACUUGCCCACUGACACCUUAGGAUAGAGGCAUGAAGGCUCAGGUGGAUUCCUGGGCAUGCCUUGACCAGAAGGCUGGCUCGAAGACCCCUUGCAUGAGGUGGGGUGGGUGUCCAUCAUCCUCUUAUAGCGGAGCAGAGGGGUGCACUUGCGUUGUGUGAGCUGUGGGGUGAGGAGGAGGGGUCCCGCCUUUGAGUGCACCUUUCCUAAAUUGUUGUCCGGUGGGUUUAUGUAGAAUCAGUGUGGACUGGAACUGAAUUGCAAAGGAGACGGCAUUGCAGAGGGACGGCAAAGCCUCUCCACUUGGGAACCUUGUGUAUAAGUGUGUACAUAAAUAAAUGUCUACUAAAUCUGUG
Molecule: messenger RNA, 6290 nt
Organism: Rhineura floridana
Lineage: Eukaryota; Metazoa; Chordata; Lepidosauria; Squamata; Rhineuridae
Gene: ZFPM1
Product: zinc finger protein, FOG family member 1
Exons: 9
Coding region: 355-3762 (1135 amino acids)
Biological process (GO): positive regulation of transcription by RNA polymerase II; megakaryocyte differentiation; erythrocyte differentiation
Cellular component (GO): nucleus
Molecular function (GO): RNA polymerase II-specific DNA-binding transcription factor binding
Source: RefSeq, a predicted model, not a curated record